This is a messenger RNA of Dalotia coriaria, 1959 nucleotides long. RefSeq lists its product as uncharacterized. Bases 263 to 1795 code for a protein of 510 amino acids. NCBI's taxonomy places the organism in Eukaryota, Metazoa, Arthropoda, Insecta, Coleoptera, Staphylinidae. The transcript is spliced from 2 exons. The record is from RefSeq and is a predicted model, not a curated record.
UCUGCGUGCGUUCCCCACCUGCGGCGCUGAACCGCACCGAAAACCGAAGAAUUCGUGUGAACUAUGGCGAGAUAAGUUGAGUGACAUCGGUCACAGUCGCUCACUACUGUCCUGAAUCUGUCGCGGUGUACAACGAUAAAAGUAUUGCUGAAAGUCGCGCACAAAGCGGUCACAUUGCGACAAAGUGCGCUGGGAAAGUUUUCAGUGCUCCAUGAUUGUCAAAUAAAUUAAAGAGAGCGUUCCAUUUCGUUUGGCCGAAAAAAUGCAAAAAGCGCUCACGAUUCUCGCGCUCACUGCGUGCGUCGCCGCCAGUUUCGACGACGACAUCUUUGCCGGCAACGACCCGAAGGACAAUUAUUUUCGCUAUGUACGAACUUAUUCGCAAGCCGAUUAUGAUGAUGGACAACAAUCUGCAGGGGAAGAUGCUCCCAAACCUUAUGGUUUUGAUAUUUACUAUCCAAAACACUCGAAAAGAAAUUUGAGGGUCCGUAGGGAUGAAUCAACGGUACAAAAGAAAGAACUUGAUGAAUCUGAAGAAUCUGAUGAUACACAACCGGAGAUAGUAAUUCACACAGCUGAUGAUAAGUUGUUAAACAUAGACGAAGCAUUAAAACCUUUAGAAUUAGAUGUUUUGGAAGCAGAUGUUGAAAAUGCAACUGAUUCUGUUGAUGCAGAAGUUCAAAAUGGCCAAAAUCACUUGAUAAUCAAUGAUUUCAUUAGAUUCAAACGAGAUGCUCAACCAAAUCCACCUAAUCAAGAAAGAUCUGGUAAAAUGCUCUUGAGUGAUGGUCAAGUUCUUGAUACAAAUCGUGAACCGCGAGGAGUUGUACAAGAAAAAUGGGUAAAACAGCCUUAUCCUGUACAAGGUGACAACCGUAACUUUGAUGAAGCAUCAAAUGAACAUGGACAACCCCCAAAUGCACCCAGAGUUCAUUUUGUGACCCAACGUAGGUCAGAAUCAGCCCCACCUUUGGUUUAUCAUUCAUAUGAAUCAAGAGAUCGUGAAGGUCGAUCCAGAGACAUUACAAGACAACGCGACAUUGACUUAGAAAGAGAUUUCCAACCAACCUACUAUCCAAGAUCAACCCGUCAAUACAAUCUACAACCAGGUGGAGGUAGAGACUAUGGAAAUCGAGAUCCUGGUCCAGCUGCGAUACCACGCAGACCCGAAGUAUAUUAUAGAAACUACGAGAGAGAUUCCCGAGACAGGGACCUAAGGGACUUCCGGGAUGAUCGUGAUUACAAUCGAGAUUUUGACAGGGAUAGACAUAGAGAUUUCAGAGAUCGAAGAUUUUAUAACCAACCGGAUAGAUUUUAUGAGGAAGAUCGUCCAAUUCCAUCAAUAGCCAAACAAAAACGGAUAAUAUACUAUGCCACACUUCCGGAUAUCAUCCGUCCACCAGGUGGGGAAAGAGGUGGAAGCAGGGACCGAGAUAGAGACAGAGAUUCCAGUUUUCGACGUGGGUAUGAUGAUCGUGAUAGAGAUCGUGAUCGUGAUCGUGACAAUCGAGUUAACACCGAUGAUAGGCCUGCAAAUGCUAUAAACUAUCGCUUCCGGAAUGAAAGCCCAUAUGAUAACAGAGACGCCACUGCUGAUAGAGAUAAAUCUCGUUAUGAUGAAGCAGCAACAGCUAAAAGUAAUUCUUAUCCCACCAAAGUCUCCUCAGCGGAUGUAAGUGUCAGAGCAUUGACGAAGAACCCAGAAAGAAGAGUCUACUCAGAAGUUGGUAGGAGAUAUCCGCCUGGAUAUCAUCGUGAUGAUGGCCCAGCCGCCUAUGAGAGUAAUCAUCGAUAAUUUAUUAGUUUUGAUGCAAUCCAAUGAAAUUUAACGUUAAGAACCAGUUGUUAACUUAUUAUUCGCACAUUUUAUAAUAUUCGCUGAUUAUUUAUACUCAUAAGCACCAAUCAUUAGAGUUAUUUAUGUUUUUACAAUAAAGAAAACAAUUUUGGAUCCUCGAA